Messenger RNA from Cynocephalus volans (Philippine flying lemur), 1690 nucleotides. RefSeq names its product leucine rich repeat containing 24 (gene LRRC24). The coding region runs from base 122 to 1648 and encodes 508 amino acids. The transcript has 5 exons. The record is from RefSeq and is a predicted model, not a curated record. NCBI's taxonomy places the organism in Eukaryota, Metazoa, Chordata, Mammalia, Dermoptera, Cynocephalidae. Gene Ontology annotation, molecular function: protein binding.
ACGCCCGCCGCCGCCGCCGCCGCCCGGGCUGGGGUCGCCGCCGGCUCAGCGGGGAACAGAUCGCCGCGGAGCGUCAGGAGGCGCGUCCCACCUGGCCCGACCCAGGCCGGUCUCUCGAGAAAUGGCCCCGGGGGCCCCCACGCUGCCGCCGGCGUUGCCGCUGCUGCUGCUGCUGCUGCCGCCGCCGCCCGGGGUCCCGCCCCGCGCCGCCGGCUGCCCGGCCGCCUGCCGCUGCUACAGCGCCACGGUGGAGUGCGGCGCCCUGCGGCUGCGCGUCGUCCCGCCGGGAAUCCCGCCAGGGACGCAGACGCUGUUCCUGCAGGACAACAGCAUCGCGCUCCUGGAGCCAGGCGCCCUGGCGCCGCUCGCCGCCCUGCGCCGUCUCUAUCUGCACAACAACAGCCUGCGCGCCCUAGAGCCCGGGGCCUUCCGCGCACAGCCGCGCCUGCUCGAGCUGGCGCUCACAGGCAACCGGCUGCGCGGCUUGCGCGGCGGCGCCUUCGCGGGCCUGGCCCAGCUGCGCGUUCUCUACCUGGCGGGCAACCAGCUGGCGCGGCUGCUGGAUUUCACCUUCUUGCACCUGCCGCGACUGCAGGAGCUGCACUUGCAAGAAAACAGCAUUGAGCUGCUGGAGGACCAGGCUUUGGCUGGGCUCUCCUCCCUGGCGCUGCUGGACCUCAGCAGGAACCAGCUGGGCACCAUAAGCCGCGAGGUCCUGCAGCCACUGGCCAGCCUGCAAGUCCUGCGCCUCACAGAGAACCCAUGGCGCUGUGACUGCGCCCUGCACUGGCUGGGCGCCUGGAUCAAGGAGGGGGGCCAGCGACUGCUCAGCUCCAGGGACAAGAAGAUCAUGUGCGCAGAGCCCCCGCGCCUGGCCCUUCAAAGUCUCCUGGACGUAUCCAGCAGUAGCCUCAUCUGCAUUCCACCCUCUGUGCACGUGGAGCCACUGGAGCUCACAGCCAACCCGGGUGAGGAUCUGUGGGUUGCCUGCCAGGCCUCCGGCUACCCGCAGCCCCUGGUGACCUGGAGAAAGGUGCCCCAGCCCCGCGACGGCCGGCCGCGGGCCCAAGCCCAGCUAGAGGGCGGGGCGCCGGGACUGGGCGGGCACGCGACCUCGGACACGGGCAGCGGCAUGCUCUUCCUCGCCAACAUCACGCUGGCGCACGCCGGCAGGUACGAGUGCGAGGCCUCCAACGCCGGCGGCGCCGCCCGCGUGCCCUUCCGGCUUCUCGUCAACGCGUCCCGGGAGCAGCCAGGGCGGCCGCCGCCGCCGCCGCCCCCAGCCGCCCGCCCCGCCGGCCGCGAGCCCCGGCCCGAGGAGGGCAGCAUGGCGUUCCGCGCGCUGGGCCUGGCCACGCAGACGGCCGUGGCGGCGGCCAUCGCGCUGCUGGCGCUCACGGCGCUGCUGCUGGCAGCCAUGAUCUGCCGCCGGCGGCGCAGGCGGAAAAAGGCUCGCGGGCCGCCGGGCGAGGGCGCGCUGUUCGUCAACGACUACUCGGACGGGCCCUGCACCUUCGCGCAGCUCGAAGAGCUCCGCGACGAGCGCGGCCACGCCAUGUUCGUCAUCGACCGCUCCAAGCCGCUGUUCGCGGAAGGCCCGGCCACAGCCCGCGCCCCGCCGCCGGCCGCCCGCGAGCCCCACUGCUGACGACGCGGCGCUGGUGGCGCGCGCUGAUGACGCGGGAGCCGG